Messenger RNA from Alternaria arborescens, 1638 nucleotides. RefSeq lists its product as hypothetical. The transcript is spliced from 6 exons. NCBI's taxonomy places the organism in Eukaryota, Fungi, Ascomycota, Dothideomycetes, Pleosporales, Pleosporaceae. Bases 1 to 1638 code for a protein of 545 amino acids. Gene Ontology annotation, biological process: transmembrane transport. The record is from RefSeq and is a predicted model, not a curated record. Gene Ontology annotation, molecular function: transmembrane transporter activity. Gene Ontology annotation, cellular component: membrane.
AUGACGGACGCUACUGCAGCAACAACGACGGCAACAGAUAUCGAUAAGAACCAUGUCGAAAAUGUCGAAACUACAGAAUCUAUCCAUAAGCCUAGCAACGCUGCUAACGGUAAAGGCAAAGACAAAGCGGCUGCGCUCCUCGCAUCGAACGAACGCAUCGUCGUAACAUCCGCCGAGAACAAACGCGUCUUGAAGAAGAUCGAUCUUGUCAUAUUACCCAUCCUCCUUAGUGUCUACUUUCUGCAGUCUCUCGACAAGACCACUCUGUCCUACGCUUCCGUAUUUGGGCUCAUCGAGGAUGCCAACCUUGACCCGAACAGUCAGCAAUACUCAUGGCUAGGCAGUAUUGUUUACAUUGCUCAGCUAGUAGCGCAACCAGUCGUUGCUGUAUUGCUAGUCAAGCUGAGGAUGGGAAAGUUCAUGGGCGUGAUGGUCUUCACCUGGGGUGUCAUUCUGUGUGGCAUGGCGGGUGCAAGAGACUUCGCUGGGCUCAUGGCAACACGGUUCCUACUGGGUGCUUUCGAAGCUGCCAUAGCACCUGCAUUCAUUGCCGUCGUCCAGAUGUGGUAUAAGCGUGGAGAGCAAACGAACCGCAACGCAGCCUGGUACGCCAUGCUAGGUAUCGUCAACAUUCUGGGGAGCUUGCUCUCGUACGGCUUGGGACAUAUCAAGUCGGACCUCCUGCACUCAUACCAGAUCAUCUUCCUCUUUUGUGGCCUGCUCACAGUUAUCGUGUCGGUCUUCGUUUGGUUCUUCAUGCCGGACUCUCCUGUCGAAGCAAAGUUCCUAAAUGAUCACGAGAAGCUGGUUGCGGUCGAGCGUCUGCGUAUGAAUCAAAUGGGUGUCGCAUCCCGCGUCUGGAAGUGGGAUCACGUAUUGGAGGCCUUCAUGGAUCCCAAGACUUGGCUUUGGUUUUCCAUGUUGACGGCUGUCAGCAUUCCUAGUGGUGGUAUCACUACAUUCGGACCUUUGAUCAUUCAGAGUUUCGGAUUUGGUCAAUUUGCAACCAUUCUCUUCAACAUGCCGUUCGGCGUCGUCCAGAUUGUGGCAACUAUAGGGGGCGCAUGGCUAGCAACAUGGCUCAAGAAAAAGAGCCCGGUCUUGAUCCUAUUGUGUAUCCCGCCAAUCAUUGGCAUCAUUAUCCUCAUGGUCGUUGGACGCGGCGAUUCGAACAAAGGCGUCUUGCUUUUCGGAUAUUACCUCACGUCAUUUUACCCCGGAAUAUCUCCGCUCAUCUAUUCCUGGUCCGGCCAGAAUACUGGAGGCGACACGAAGCGUAAAGUAACGACUAGUAUCCUCUUUGUCGGCGCUAGUGCGGGUAACAUCAUCGGACCCCAACUUUUCAAGCCGUCCGAGAAGCCACACUAUUACAGAGGAUUGCGCGCCAAUUUGGCAUUGUUCAUUGCAAUUAUUGUUCUGAUUUUACUUGCAAUGUUCUGGAUCAAGCUGUUGAAUCGGAAGCAUGCAGCAACAAGGGAGAGCAUGGGCAAAUCGGCGAUCGUUGUUGAUACGAGUAUGGGAACUGCGCGUGAAGGUGACGCCGAGGAAGCUGACAACGCACAAGCCAGUGGCGUGGGUGACAAGGCGUUCGAUGAUCUGACUGAUAUCAAGAACGAAGAUUUCGUUUAUGUUUUAUAA